AUGGCGGAAACCAACGAGCAGGUCAACCCUGAAGACUCCCACGACCCCCAAUUCGAGCCGGUCCUCAAAUUGACCGAGCAGGUCGAGGCCAAGACACACGAGGAGGACGAGGAUGUUCUCUUCAAGAUGUGGGUUUACGAUCAUCACAAUUAUAGCGGGACGUAUCUGGGUCGGGCAAGCAAGAGCAAGGCGGGACGGGGCGCAGAAGCUGGGAUCCUUUGGCGCGCAAAGCUCUUCCGGUUCGUCAAGACCGACCUGGAAUGGAAAGAGCGCGGAACAGGAGAUGUGCGCCUGCUCGCACACAAGCAGACUGGUAAGGUCAGGCUGGUGAUGCGUCGGGACAAGACGUUGAAGGUUUGCGCCAACCACCUUAUCUCCGCCGACAUGAAGCUCUCGCCGAACGUCGGGUCGGACCGUUCGUGGGUCUGGAACGCGAGUGCCGAUUAUGCCGAAGGGGAGCCGACGGCCGAGACGCUCGCUAUCCGAUUUGGGACCGCUGAGAACGCCAACCUGUUCAAGGAGGCUUUCGAGUCUGCUCAGGAGAAGAACGCCGCUUCGGGCGGUGGAGCUGCCGAGUCAGAUGCGGAGGACGAGGAGGAGGCGGAGAUUGUGCCUGUUGCUAAGGAGAAGGAGGAGGCUCUGAAGACCGAGGAGCCAAAGGAAGAGAAGGUGAACGAGGACGCCGCUACCGCCCCAUCCACCCACACUCCUGCCCCUGCGCCUACCACCACCACCGACGCCGCCCCCGUGCCCGCAUCCGCAGACACCGAGCCCGCCAAGGUCGACACCUCGGCUACCGACGCUGCCGUCAAGGAGAAGACGGACGAGAAGGUCGAGGCGGCUCCGGAGGUGAAGAAGGAAGAGCAGGCUGAGGCUGAGGUGAAGAAGGAGGAGGCGGGUGAGGAGAAGAAGGAGUAG
Dioszegia hungarica is the source of this 918-nucleotide messenger RNA. RefSeq names its product RanBP1 domain-containing protein. NCBI's taxonomy places the organism in Eukaryota, Fungi, Basidiomycota, Tremellomycetes, Tremellales, Bulleribasidiaceae. Gene Ontology annotation, cellular component: nuclear pore; cytoplasm. Gene Ontology annotation, biological process: nucleocytoplasmic transport. Gene Ontology annotation, molecular function: GTPase activator activity. The transcript is spliced from 7 exons. The record is from RefSeq and is a predicted model, not a curated record. The coding region runs from base 1 to 918 and encodes 305 amino acids.